GGUUUUAAACGGCAUACGUAGCUUGUUAGCCGCACGGACAGGCCAUAGUACUACAACCGUGCUUGUUGGGACUUCCGAUACUUUAACCAUGGCUAUUCGAGGACCAGUGAGCUUAAAGAAACCCGUCCGGAGGUGUUUAUUCGGGGCACCGGAUCAUGAACGAAUCCGAAAGGAUUUGGAUCGUGCUCUUUCCGACAUGGAUCGGAGUACUAAAGCCGACAUGAAAAACAAUUGGGGUUUCGAUAUAGAAACAGAUUCAGGAGUACCGGGAGGACGAUAUGAGAUAACAGAAGUGAAAGAAGACGAAUACGUUCCCAGUUUCUACAGAAAAGGAUAUUCCACAAAGUCAAGACGUGUGAGAGACAGAUCGAGUGUGAACAUGGUGUCAUCGGGAACCCAGGUGGAUAAUACUACGUCGACGGCAGUAACAACAGUAUCUUCUAGUACACAGGCUGGUCGAGGGUUGGAUUCACCGCUCAGUCCAGCACUAGCUGGUGCAGUUGUCAACGGUGUUCGCAGAUUAGACUUUAAAGAAAAUGAUUUCCAUGUUUCGGGAACCAAUACUUCAACGAACCAACGUAGUAGAACGCGUAGUGUUGUGCCUUCCAGUUUCCACCAGUCCACCAUGAAAGAUCACUAUCAGCCCAGAAAGAGGAGGUCCCCAGACAUCGACACAUCCCUACCCAGGGGAAAGUCGCCCCGACUCUGAUGUGAUAAUAGAGAUAUUUAAUUUAAAGGGACGAGUGCUAUGCAAGCAGGAGGCAGGAUGGAAAAAUGAAAGAACGAAUGAUAUCGUACAUCCGGGCUCCUGCACCCCAUUGUGAUCCUAGUCAGCAAUGACCUGUGGUCAGUGAAAUGAAAGAGACACUGAUAUCUGUGAAAUGUGAUCAAAUCACAAGAGACAGAUCCUGAUGAAAGAGAUACCAAAUGCAGUUCAUUGCAGUGGAGGCCAGAAUCCUGACUACUGAGAUCACAGUCCUGUGACGCUGAGUGAUUUAGAUGUCACAUUGAAAUAGACAUGAAAUUGGAUUGUUCAGACUCUAUUGUGCGACUAUACAGCUGGCUGAAACUGACAUGGAUGUGCUAUGAACUAUGAUCUCUUGUGUCGAAAUUUUGUGACUUUUCACCUAUUUGUUGUGUCGGUCAUUCCUAUGUGUUUUUUUGUCAUUCCUAUGUUUAAUCUCGAAAGAACCGUGAGCCAAGCCAUGUUCUUUCGGAAACGUGUGCAUUUUUAACAUCUUCGUUCAAAGCUUCUACUGCCAACCUAACUUUAAUUUCAUCCUUUUGUUCUGUAAUCUUCUUUCUAUCCUUUGAUUGUCCAGCUGUCACUCAUCUUCAGCCUUUCUUUCUAUCAUGAUAUCUCUCACGUGACAAGUGUCAGAGUUCAAACUGAUGAUCCUGACCCCGAUAAGACACGGGUCACAAGUCGGUCUUCCAAAGUUAAAUCAGGGCUUUUGUUUAAAUUCAAAUUUUUAACGAACCCAUUUACAAGGGCAAUUUAGAGUGUGAUUGAAAUUUUGAAUUUAUUAUUUGAAUGAGUGAGAUUUUCAUAUCAAAUGACGAGUGUAUUCGCAUGCACACAAUACAUUUUAUUUUUUCUUAAUGCCAAUACUUCCUUAAAGAAUUUAAUUUCACGGUAAUCUGGUAGGCGAAAAAGCAAAGAUGAAUACAAAGAAUUAUCUCCAGGGCUCUUCGAAAUUGCCAUUAUGAGCAUAAUGGUGAUGUAUAAGUGUAUAAACUAUGUAAUAUUUAAUUUAAUUUAUUUGUAAAAAAGAACGGAUCAGUUGACCUAGUAAUUUAUUACAAAAUAGUGUUUUGAAACUGUUAUUGGCUUUCAGUAAUAUGCAGAAAGAAAAUAAUUGUGUAAUUGCUCAAAAAUUCGGAACCUAUUUCGUGUAGAAUACGGUACACAAAUAUAUGAUUGACAUAUGACUAGAUGCUGCAUUUCAGAUGCGUUGGAAACAUAUCAUCGGGACUUUGCAUUUAACCUUUUAACAUGUCAAUUUCAAUCAUACAUUUCUAAGUAUCGUAUCUUGUGUCACUAUCUUUCUGAAAGUUGUCGAUUUCAGUUGUCAUUACUGACACUGAAAGGGAAGUGCAAUUGACACCCAGUCUUACGUCACAAUGGAAUUGGGUGGUUUUGAUCUCAAAGUCAAACUGUGUAAUAGCUGCCUUGUUAACAGCGUUGUAUAUAUAUCUUGUUCAGAAUUUGAUUGCUAAUUUAAUUCAAAUUUAAGGUUUACCUGUAAUGCGUUUAAGACCUGUGUCAUGUAUUGUUUCACAGAGCAGAUGUCUUAAACAGCAUAAUGGAAAAAUACACAAUAAUAAAAUGUGGUAUAUACUAA
This is a messenger RNA of Haliotis rubra (blacklip abalone), 2345 nucleotides long. RefSeq names its product cyclin-dependent kinase inhibitor 1-like. The record is from RefSeq and is a predicted model, not a curated record. Gene Ontology annotation, molecular function: cyclin-dependent protein serine/threonine kinase inhibitor activity. Gene Ontology annotation, biological process: regulation of cell cycle. Lineage: Eukaryota; Metazoa; Mollusca; Gastropoda; Lepetellida; Haliotidae. Gene Ontology annotation, cellular component: nucleus. The transcript is spliced from 3 exons. The coding region runs from base 89 to 709 and encodes 206 amino acids.